Messenger RNA from Portunus trituberculatus (swimming crab), 2099 nucleotides. RefSeq lists its product as uncharacterized. The coding region runs from base 243 to 1736 and encodes 497 amino acids. The record is from RefSeq and is a predicted model, not a curated record. The transcript is spliced from 5 exons. NCBI's taxonomy places the organism in Eukaryota, Metazoa, Arthropoda, Malacostraca, Decapoda, Portunidae.
AGAGUUAUUGCAAAUGUGUUUUGGUUAGGUGCCAGAAGUCUAGAGGGGAGUUGGAUCUCGAAAUAUAAAUCUGCAUCACUGUCUAUGAUGCCGUCCAGCGCUGUGAAGGAGUACGAACAGGAAAAGUUAACACAAAACUCCUUUUUGUAUCACGGCUGCCAGAGCGCCUCGGAUUAUCAAACCAGUAUUUAUUUAACGCUGCACGAGGUUGUGCGGCAGUGUGGCAGACUCCUGGUGGCUUGAUGAAUCUGUGCGUGAAGCCCUCACUCAGGAUUGCUUGUGUCGCUACCGCGCUGUGCCUGGCGGUCGCGCAGGUGUGCAGCUUUCUUAGUGCUGGUCCAGCCCCUCUAGCACAGAGGGGCGCCGCGCCGCUGCAUGAUGCAUCUUGCCGCGCACUCUUCACCGUCACGGAUGUUCCCCAAACUUACGCGCCGAACGCCAGUCUCUUCACACACAACCGUUAUGGAUACGUGCCCGCUGACAAGCUGAGUGUAGACUGGAGAGCUCGGCAAUACCCUGACACUUGUGGCGGCAACGAUGUGGCCGGGGCAGUACAGCAGCUGCUCCUCAAGAGAGACUCUCCGUCUGGAGCGACAACGACCGACUACUCCCCGCUUGCGGCCGUCCUUCCCUCCGUGCUGGCCUUCCAGGGCGAGGGCGGGGCCAGCGUCCCGACAGUCACCGCCACCACCAGGAUCGGCGCCGCCGGCGGCCAGCUGCCCUACGUGCCGUGUGAAAUAGCGGCCUACUCUGACCCAGCCUCGGUAGCCGCCUGCUUCAGGGCAAGACUGGCUCGCCAGGACACUCUCUGGAUCUUCUUCAUGGGAGACUCAAAAAUAAGAUACUUAUUUUUCGAGUUUCUCUCAAGAAGUGAUGACGAGCUUCACUAUCUAAUCAAGCUUGAGAACGGUACCAAGUCCCUCGCCGAGAUAAACAGAAAACACCUUAAACUCAAAGUCGACAUGGAAGCAUCGAGCACCAAGCUGCCUGGACUGCUCGUCUCCUUCCAGUUCAGAACGUUCAGCGAACAGCAGAUGAGCAAGAUGCAAGGUAGUGCGGAGGUGGAGCAGCUGGUGCAGUGGGCUGCAGGCCAGGAUACACCCCAUCUUCUGGUAGUAGGUUACGCUGCGUGGUCCACCAGGAAGAUAAAAGCGUACUUGUGCGACACCCUGGACUUCUUGGCUGACAUGCACCAGAUCGUGGCGACCCUCCUGCAGCAGAUCAGUCAGAGAGCCAGGGUUAUUGUGACCUCUCAGAAUAGAUGCAAAGUCAACACAUCAGCAGCGUCUGAAGAGAACAGCAUCCCUUUUGGAGACCCUACUUUUGACUGGAGCGAGGCAGUAUUCCUGUACUAUGUACAACGACAUUCACUGCACCUGCCACCAUCUCCAGCAUCUGGUACAAAUGCUAAUGUGUCGAAAUCACUGGUAAGAAUAACAAAAGCACGACUGGACAACAUCAGCAAACGCCACAGAGACCACCUGGUUCCAGACGUAGAAGACAGCGGAGUGUGGUGGUGGGACUCGAGUCUGCCGCUGAGCCUAGCGGAGAACAGAGAGUGUGAGGAACUGUAUCUCCGCGGUCUGACCACACACCCAAUAUAUAACGACCCCUUCCAUAGGUGCUAUGACUCAUACCACUCGGGUGGCGUCACUCUCGGUGACCAGGUCACUAUGCUGCUCAACCUGGUGUGCAACUCAGCGUUGGGGACACGGGAGGGAGUGUGCUGUAGCUAACAGUGACACAACAGCAAUGCUCUAUUUUUUUUCUGUGCGUAACAAGAGUCACGAUAGUAAGCCUGACGUUCUUAUACUUGUUCUGAUUCUACAGAUUAGACACUAUACCAGGUGAGUCUCAAGGGACAACACGGAAUUUCCUUCUUUCGUUUUCCUUGCAAAAUACAACCAACAAAGUAAAUAGAUGGUGUAGAAUAGAUACUUCAUAAAGAGAAAAGGAAAUAAAAUGUUGUGGACCUUUCUGUUUUGACGUGAAACACACACACACACACACACACACACACACACACAGACAGACAGUGGUACGACAAGAUUAAGUCUUUGUGUGGUUUACAAAAACAAGCCUCUUCUCUUCCCUGUAUU